Closterium sp. NIES-65 is the source of this 795-nucleotide messenger RNA. NCBI's taxonomy places the organism in Eukaryota, Viridiplantae, Streptophyta, Zygnematophyceae, Desmidiales, Closteriaceae. The record is from the annotation of a GenBank genome assembly.
AUGGCCUUUGUUAACUACGCGCACGCUGUGUGGCAGAUUGUACCCUUCGUGCUGGAGGGGGAAGUUGCGGUCAUCUAUAGCCGCAUGAUUGUCGCCUUUCUGGACUGGCACGAGACAUUCGUGCGGGCAGUGGAGCACACAGAUGAGAGUCUGAGCGCGUUCGACACCGCCAAUCGCAUGUAUGCUUUGGUGGAAAGCAGCUUUCCGCGCGAGCACUCUGGGUGGAACCUUGUGAAGGUGCACAUGCUGCUUCACCUCACAGAGGCGAUUCGAAGGGGGGGGCUGCUAGGAGAAUACUCCGCGGCGGUGUACGAGAACGCACACAUCCACACCGGCAAGAGGCCGUACCGACGAUCCAACCAUCGGGACGUGGGGCGUGUGAUUGCGCAGCACAACACCAACGCUGCUCUACUGACCCGCCUCCCAACCAGCCUCGAGGGCGAUCGCCAGUACAACACCGCGAUGUGCCGGCUGUUGACUACCUUCGUGCUGAAGAGGCAAGAGCUGCGUCUGCCCCUAGUGGGAGGCGCCGCGGCGGCAGGGGAGGCAGGGGUGGUGGGGGCGGCAGAGGUGGAGGCGGCGGUGGAGGCGGUGGAGGCGGUGGAGGGGGUGGCGGUGGAGGCGGUAGUGGUGGUGGGGGCGGCGGGGCAAGUGGCGGCGGGGGUGGCGGCAGUGAGUGGUGGAGGCAGCGGUGGUGGCGGCGGUAGUGGUGGCAGUGGGGGUGGAGGUGGCGGCAGUGGGGGCGGCAAGGGUUGCACCAGCCAGAGGGGAGGCCUUGGAGGUGCUUCCCGCUGA